Molecule: messenger RNA, 677 nt
Organism: Guyanagaster necrorhizus
Lineage: Eukaryota; Fungi; Basidiomycota; Agaricomycetes; Agaricales; Physalacriaceae
Exons: 2
Coding region: 1-384 (127 amino acids)
Source: RefSeq, a predicted model, not a curated record
AUGAAGGAGCAGCUGAAGGAAUCUCUUGAUGAUCUCCAAGGCACAGAGAUAGAGAAUGUGAAUGUGGAAGAGACAACAGACAAAGAUAUCUUUGAUACAGUGAUAGCAUCACAGAGUGCAGAUGAGGGCAUGGAUGAGAAUAGACUCAGAGGUGAUAUUGAUGGUGAUGAUGGUAGUGAUGAUGAUUUGGUGUUGGAACCUCAUUCUAAGUGCCAUGAGGCUCUUCAAGCUGUCAGAACUCUUCAAAAGUAUAUCAAGAUCAUGAAUAAUCCAUUCACUCAGAACUUGAAAAGCAUCUUGACUUUGUUCAGACAAAAAACAAGGCUUGAUAAGGCUAAUUCACUUCAGGAUAGCCAGAUUACAAGCUACUUCACUUUUAAAUAGUAAGCAUGUUAUAUUAUAGGCCUACUAACAAAAUAUAAGCCUCUAUGAGAGCCUUGAAGUUGAUCUACAACAUCCUCUCUCCAACCCCAUAGUCUCUCAUAAUCCAUAGCUCUGAGGGUCCACUGACCACUAUGGGUUAUUAGAGUUGACUGUAGCUACACACAUGCUCUUAUGUUGCCAGAGCCCAUAGAAAGUAGUUUUAUGUAUGUAUAUGUAUUACAGAAUAAAAAGUGUCAGAUGAAAGUGAAUAUUCUAGCUCAAUUACCUCAGCCUCAAGCAAGACUGAACCACCA